Messenger RNA from Musca vetustissima, 1583 nucleotides. RefSeq names its product protein similar-like. Gene Ontology annotation, cellular component: cytoplasm; transcription regulator complex; nucleus. The annotation marks the transcript as partial. Lineage: Eukaryota; Metazoa; Arthropoda; Insecta; Diptera; Muscidae. Gene Ontology annotation, biological process: regulation of transcription by RNA polymerase II; cellular response to hypoxia. The transcript is spliced from 7 exons. Gene Ontology annotation, molecular function: protein dimerization activity; DNA-binding transcription factor activity, RNA polymerase II-specific; RNA polymerase II transcription regulatory region sequence-specific DNA binding. The record is from RefSeq and is a predicted model, not a curated record.
UGAGACCAGUGUAAAUUUCAAUCAGAAUUCCCAAUUACCGGCAGCAUGGCCUCAACAAGGUCCUGCUGCUGCGUACAAUACGUGUUCCGAAAUAAUUCCAAAUUGCAAUCAAAAUGUUGUUGUGACCACAAUUCCGCGUCAUCAUCCUUAUCGUCGUUGCGAAACUCAGCAGCCACAACCGCUGAUGGUGCAACAACCGCCAGUACCACCACCACAACAACAGCAACAACACCAAAUUGUUUACCCAACAACACCAAAUUAUAUUUGUAACAAUGGUGGUGAUUAUAGAUCACAACAACAACCACAAAUUAUACAUCCACAACAACAACCGCAUCCUUCUACUGCCUCCCAUGCUGUUGUCUAUCAAACUCCACCAACAUUUCAGCGUCAGUGGCCACAGCAAGCCAACCAACAACCGACACCAAUGAUACCCUUUAAUAACAAUGUAGGAAUGCCACAACAACAACAACAUGGCCACGUAAACAACAAUUAUUAUGCUCCACAUGUCCCUUUGCCCGGUUCCGCACGACCCUCUUUACCUUGUCAAGGCAAUCAACCAUGGACCUAUGCCUAUUGUUAUGGCUAUGGUCCCUACAGUAACCAGGAACCAUGUCAAUACACUCAGGUCAUUGACAUUGAAGAUUUCAUGAACAAUGAAAAACGUAAAGAACGUUCUCGUGAUGCUGCCAGAUGCCGGCGGUCUCGUGAAACUGAAAUUUUCACAGAAUUGGCCCAGGUGCUGCCCCUGAAAAAAGAAGAUGUCCAACAGCUGGAUAAAGCUUCGGUUAUGCGUAUUGCCAUAUCAUAUCUUAAAGUUCGUGAUAUGCUGAAAAUGUUUCCCAAAAUCCAAGCCUUGUGUGGUGAUUUAGAUAUAUCAUACAAUCAAGAAGAUUCUGAUAAAAAGUCAGAUGGCUCUGAAGAAAAUUUAAACACUUCGGCUGAAGACGGAUCGUCAUCGUCUUCGCCCAUGGAAUCUACCCGUUUCAUAAAACAAACCCUGGAUGGGUUCCUUUUGAUUUUAUCCAAUGAUGGGGAUAUUACCUAUGUUACCGAUAAUAUUAGUGAUUAUUUGGGUAUAUCAAAGAUUGAUAUGCUGGGCCAACAAAUCUGGGAGUACGCCCAUCAAUGCGAUCAUGCUGAGCUCAAAGAAGCCUUGAAUAUUAAACGCAAUGGCGUUGCUGAUAAAAUUAAAGAUGAACAUUUAUUGGAGGAAGGCAUCUCCACCGAUCAUCGUGAUCUAUUUGUUCGUUUGAAAUGCACCCUGACCAGUCGUGGUCGCAGCAUCAAUAUUAAAAGUGCUUCUUAUAAGGUCAUUCACAUUACCGGCCACUUGGUGGUCAAUACAAAAGGUGAUCGUGUUUUGGUGGCAAUGGGUAGACCCAUACCCCAUCCCUCCAACAUUGAGGUACCAUUGGGCAGCACCACUUUUCUAACCAAGCAUUCAUUGGAUAUGAAAUUUGUGUAUGCAGAUGAAAAAAUGUUUAAUUUAUUGGGUUAUAAACCCGAAGAUUUAUUGGAGACAUCAUUGUUUAAUUAUCAUCACGGCAUCGAUUCGGAUAGUUUAAUGGUGACAUUUAAAAAUG